UGUAAAAGUCGACGCCAUAACAAACCAAUCAGUUGACCUUGAUUUGCAUCAUUUCUCUACCAAGAAUAUAUACGAGAAUUUGACCCUAACUAGCGGAGCAAAUCACAAUAACGUUAAAGUACAAGGGUCAAACUGAAACUCUUUAUUGGGAUCCGAGGGGACCGGCCAUCGGGUUUAUUUUUACUCCGUAACUCUCCACUGCUCCGCCGGAGGAGCUCUUCGAUCGGAAUACGUUAUAGCGAUAAUCUCGUUUCCUUUGCUAUUGGUUAGGGUUGCCAUUUUUCUAUAUUCAUAUAAUCAAAUGGCUAGCACUGCAUGUUUUAUGAUCAUUAGCAGAAAUGACAUUCCUAUAUACGAUGCAGAAGUUGGAAGUGCUCCUAAAAAAGAGGAAGCUGCACAUCAACACCAGUUCAUUCUCCAUGCAGCUUUAGAUGUUGUUCAGGAUCUUGCAUGGACAACAAGUGCCAUGUUUUUGAAAUCAGUUGACAGAUUCAAUGAUUUGGUAGUGUCAGUAUACGUUACAGCCGGUCAUACUCGAUUGAUGCUGCUUCAUGACUCACGUAAUGAUGAUGGAAUCAAGACCUUCUUUCAGGAGGUUCAUGAGCUUUAUAUAAAGAUUCUUUUGAAUCCUCUCUAUUUACCAGGAUCUCGUGUCACAUCUGCACAUUUUGAUACAAAGGUCCGGGCCCUUGCAAGAAGAUACCUAUGAGGCCCUCAUCUUAAAGCUUCAAAAGGGUAAAUUUGGAAUUAAGUUUAUUCAUAAUGCGGUUAUUUUGUUUUGAUUCCGCUAUAGAGUAAGGUAUAAUUUUUAUAUACUUUAGCAUAUAAUGCUAAGAAUUGAUGACAAAGUCUAUCUACAUGUUUGUUAUGAUGGAAUCAAGGAAGGAAUGGAAUAGUUGAUUCCAUAGAAAUGAAGAAAAAAAAUGUGUUUGUUUUGCCGGAUGGAAUAGACCAUUCUUGAAACGGAAUGUAAUUUCUUCCUAUUUGUUAAUUUCCAUUCAUUUGCCAA
Molecule: messenger RNA, 1009 nt
Organism: Lactuca sativa (garden lettuce)
Lineage: Eukaryota; Viridiplantae; Streptophyta; Magnoliopsida; Asterales; Asteraceae
Source: RefSeq, a predicted model, not a curated record